Hipposideros armiger (great roundleaf bat) is the source of this 914-nucleotide messenger RNA. Its product is annotated as myosin-binding protein C, cardiac-type-like. Bases 65 to 382 code for a protein of 105 amino acids. NCBI's taxonomy places the organism in Eukaryota, Metazoa, Chordata, Mammalia, Chiroptera, Hipposideridae. The transcript has 2 exons. The record is from RefSeq and is a predicted model, not a curated record.
UCCCUGCUCAGAUCCUCUUUGGGUGGCCUGUGCCUGCUCGGUUCCUGGUGUGACCUCUCUCAAGAUGCCUGAGCCGGGGAAGAAGCCAGUCUCAGCCUUCAGCAAGAAGCCACGGUCAGUGGAAGUGGCCGCCGGCAGCCCUGCUGUAUUCGAGGCUGAGACAGAGCGGACAGGAGUGAAGGUGCGCUGGCAACGAGGGGGCAAUGACAUCAGUGCCAGUGACAAGUUUGGCCUGACAGCUGAAGGCACACGGCACACGCUGACAGUGCGGGAUGUGGGCCCUACUGACCAGGGGUCUUACGCAGUCAUCGCUGGCUCCUCCAAGGUCAAGUUUGACCUAAAGGUCAUAGAAGCAGGUAAGACUCUGGUCAGUUUCCCCUGAGGUUGGAGCUUUUGGGGGUAGGGCAGCCCCAUCACCUCUCCAUCACCCAGGGUAUACAAGGUGCUUUCCCACUUUCUUGCCUUUGCUUUGGCUGUGCCCUUUGCCAGGAAAACCCCCCUUUUCUGCAGCAGGACCUCUCCGAGUGCCCCACGUGGCUCUUUGGCCUGUUCCAGCCAUUGUGGAGGUGGGGGAAAUUCAGAGAUGAACAACGCAUGACCCUGCCCUCUCACUGGACACCCACACAUAGCGUGCGGGUUUAUGCACCACCAGGGAAGCCCCAGGAGCCCAGCCCAGCUUGGGCGCCUGGACUGAGGCUGGAGCCUGGGGAGGAAGAGGAGGGAUGGACCUUAGAGCUGGACAAGGCAGACUCAUGGGGACGUGGGGACAGACCGUGGUCUGAGGGCUAGAAGGCAAGAUGCAGGCUGGCACCCUGGCUCAGCCUCUGAGAAGGCCCUGGGGAGUGAGAAGAGGAGGGGUUUAGCAUCUUCAUCCUAGUGAGAUGCCUUGAGGACAGGGAGUUCUAGGCCAGCGG